This is a messenger RNA of Diospyros lotus (date-plum), 3958 nucleotides long. RefSeq names its product plastidial pyruvate kinase 4, chloroplastic. The transcript has 5 exons. The record is from RefSeq and is a predicted model, not a curated record. NCBI's taxonomy places the organism in Eukaryota, Viridiplantae, Streptophyta, Magnoliopsida, Ericales, Ebenaceae. Bases 1534 to 3813 code for a protein of 759 amino acids. Gene Ontology annotation, cellular component: cytoplasm. Gene Ontology annotation, molecular function: pyruvate kinase activity; potassium ion binding; magnesium ion binding. Gene Ontology annotation, biological process: glycolytic process.
AGGACACUAAAAAUUUAUCGUGGUUCACCCAAAGGGCUACGUCCACGUUGAGCUGAGUAAGAAAGAGCUCACUGUACUAUAUCAAGUAGGGUUACAAAGAUCCGAACAAACAGACUGUACAUCAAUGGUCCUUCUAAUAAAAUAGUGUCACAAUCAUCAAAUAAAGAUUAGAAGCAAACCUAAGAACCAGAGAUUACAGCAAGAAACAAAUCUAUACAAAUCAAAGAUAGAGCUUACUCCAAAACCCACAGCCAAUCGAUAUCCCUUCUUCCCUCUUUUCUUUCUGCAAUUUCUUUUGUCUGAUUUACUAUCCCGAGGCAUUGUUCCAUUUAUAUGAGAGUUGAACAGCUGAGAUAGGAUAUGAUAAAGGCAGCAUCAAUGGCUAUCUGUUAAUUGUAGAGCACGAUUAACAGAAAGGCAAUAAGGACAAGCAAAAGGGUGUCGGGCAAAGCAAGGACAAUCAAGAGGCGCCAGACAGCAGUGAAGAGGCCCUUGAUGGUUGCAAUUUGGCGUUCCAUCAGCCGUCCACGUGGACUGUUGAGGUUGCCGAAUCCCUCCAAUCAAGACGGCAACAUUUUGAUGCUUCACCCACAACAAUCUCCUCCUUGAAGCAUCAAGAGGAGAGUGAACCCAAUACUCGGAAAAAUAGUGCAGCAUGCUUCAAUUUCUUACCAUCAUCGCUCUAGUCAGUUGAAGGAUUAACCAACAUCAUUGUGCAGCAAACUCAAGCAAAGCUUGAACUUGGCUGCGGUCAAAAUCUUGGUUCCCACAUCAGUUGGAUUUUCCUCGGUAGAUACCUUUUUAAUCAUCACAAUUCCAUUUGUUACCAAUUCUCAAACAAAGUAAAACUUUACCUCAAUGUGCUUAGACCUCUCAUGAUAUACCGGAUUUUUACAGAGGUGGAUAGCACUUUGACUGUCUGAGAACACCACCACUUUGCUUUGAAGCAAAUUGAUUUCCCUCAGGAGGCCUUGAAGCCAUAUGGCUUCUUUAAAGGCAUCAGUGAUUGCCAUGUAUUCUGUCUCAGUGGAAGACAAUGCAACUAGAGGCUGCAAUUGUGACUUCCAACUGAUGCAAUUACCUCCCAAUGUGAAAAAGUAAGUUGUAGUGGAUUUCCUGGAGUCUUUAUCACCUGCAAAAUCUGAAUCUACAUACCCCACAAGAUAAAGAUUAUCAUAUCUUCUUUUAUAACACAAACCAAUGUCAACAGAACCAUUUAUAUAUCUAAACAAGUAUUUCAAGGCAUCCCAAUGAGGUUUCCCAGGGUUUGACAUGUAUCUACUUAGUAAGGAAAAUUGAAUAAGUAAGGUCAGGCCUAGUACUAAUCAUAGAAUACAUAAUGGUUCCUAUGGCAUUUGCAUAAGGUACAUUUUCCAUCUUAAUGAUUUCAGAAUUUGAAGUGGGACACUGAGCUUUUGAAAGCAAGAAGUGACCAGCUAAAGGGAUCGAUACAGUUUUACAAUUAUUCAUGCCAAAUCUUUGCACAGCCUUUAACAAGCUAGAUGAUAUUUGCUGGUGGCUACUGGUGCAAAGAUGCUGUUGGUUGUUUCUUCAAUUUGUCUGGUUACUAAUCAAGCAACACUUUGCAGUAAUGCCUUCCAAACAGCUAAUCUCUUGGAUUUUGCAUCCAGCGGUUUUGGGAGAAAAUUCACUAAUCUGCAAUGUAGAGUUCAUUGGGAAAAGCCAGCUUUCAGGGAUCACAUUGCUCAACUCUUAGCGAGACAGAGAAGUUACCCAACUCCCAGAACUACUGUUUUUGCUAUAGCAAAUGAGGACGAUGAAGCUGAAGCAGGCAUUUCACCUGCUUGUACUGACAAUCCUGUGCAUUCAACUUCAGAACAUGAUGGUUGGUUUAAAGAUCAUGGGUAUGAAGUUGUUCCUAUCCAAUCACAGUCAGGAUCAGGCCUCUCUCAGAAAGCUGCAAUCAUGGGGAGCCAAGGAAACCUUCUUGAUAAGUUAAAGGCUGUUCAGUUACAUGUAUUGGCAAUGGAACAAUGGAAUGCUUCACGUCUUAAUCUGUGCCACAGAAGAUAUUCAGUGAGCGCAUCAAACUUAAUUCAUUAUUUGGCAUUGAAAAACCUGGAUAUCGAGCAGCUCAAGGAAGAUCUUUCUUCUAUUGGUCUUCUGAAUUUAGAGACCAUCAAUGGUUAUGUCCUUGCAAGUCUUUCUGCUGGAAUCCAGAUGUUAGAAAAUCUGAAAUCUGGACCUUCAAAUCACGAAGAUGAUGAGGACGAGUGGAUUUCUACUGAGAAGAGUUUGAAUAAACCCAAAAGGGGGGGAUUUACCCUAAAUGUGAUGAGGAAAAAGGCAUCCAUUAAUAAGGAGUCAUUAUUGGGCGCACUUAAAGACAAGGGAACUGCUCAUAUCAUGGUAACAGUUGGCGAAGAAGUGCUAAAAAGUGAAACACGUAUAGCUGAUCUUCUUAAAACAGGAACCACUAUCAUUCGUAUCAACUGUGCACAUGGAAGCCCAAGUGUUUGGAGUGAGAUAAUCAGAAGGGUUAGAAGAAGUUCUCAAAUGCUGGAAAAACCAUGUCGGAUUCUCAUGGAUUUAGCUGGGCCAAAGCUCCGAACUAGUAAGCUGAAAGCAGGUCCGUGUGUGAUGAAAAUAUCUCCUAAGAAGAAUGCCAGUGGGGAAGUGAUCUCCCCAGCCCAAGUUUGGCUGUCUCCCAAAGGAGCAGGCCCCCCACCCACUAAUUUAUCUGUCAAUGGUGUUGUCUAUGUAGACGGGCACAAAUUUCUCAGUAAGCUCGAGGUUGGUGAUACUGUAAAAUUCUCUGAUGCUAGAGGAAAGCGAAGGAUACUAAAGAUUUGCCAGAAGUUUCCUGUAUUUGCUGGUGUUGGUUUCAUGGCAGAGUGUUCCAGGACUGCAUAUGUUCAGUCAGGAACAAAAUUAUUUGUCAUAGGAAAAAAAGGGAAGUCAAAUGUUGGCCUGGUCUCAGAUGUCCCUGCUGUUGAGCAGUUUGUAAGACUGAGAGUUGGAGACAUGCUAAUCAUAUCACGAGAUGCAUCAAAUGAUCAAGUUGAAUCAGUUGGACCCUCAGAUGGUGUUCAUAGAAUAACAUGUUCUUCUGGAUAUCUUUUUGAUUCAGUGGAACCUGGACAGCCGAUUGCUUUUGAUGAUGGAAAGAUAUGGGGUACAAUCCAGGGAACUAGUAUUUCAGAAAUUGUUGUUUCAAUCACUCAUGCAGGUCGUAGAGGUAGUAAACUUGGCUCAGAAAAGUCCAUUAACAUCCCGGAGAGCAAUAUUCGGUUUGAAGGCCUCACUUCGAAGGAUCUUAUGGAUCUUGAUUUUGUUGCUUCUCAUGCUGAUAUUGUGGGCAUAUCUUUUGUCCGAGAUGUUCAUGACAUCAUUGUGCUUCGCCAAGAGCUUGAAAAACGAAAGCUUCAGAACUUGGGAGUCAUUUUAAAAAUUGAGACUAAAAGUGGGUUUGAGAAGUUGCCGUUACUGCUACUAGAGGCCAUGAAGUUGCCAAAUCCUCUAGGGGUUAUGAUCGCUAGAGGAGAUCUUGCGGUGGAGUGUGGGUGGGAAAGAUUGGCUGACAUACAAGAAGAGAUUCUAUCUAUUUGUAGUGCUGCCCACUUACCAGUUAUCUGGGCAACUCAGGUGCUGGAGUCACUUGUCAAGUCUGGCGUGCCUACAAGAGCUGAGAUUACUGAUGUGGCAAAUGGAAGGAGGGCAAGUUGCAUUAUGUUAAACAAAGGGACGCAUAUCCUUGAAGCUGUAUCGACACUGGAUACCAUUCUCCACAGCAAAUCUACAAAGGUGAAGGCAGAAUUAAAGCCUUUUACAGUAUCCAGUCAACUCUUCUAGUUCAUUUCAUUCUCUGGCUGCUUUAAACAUUUCAUCAGCUGUCUAGAGUUCCAUGUAUAUAGAGCGCCCCUCCUCCCAGAACUUCUUUCGCCCUCUGAUGUUAUCUAGGACUCAUCAUGAGAAUUUAAUGGCUUGGUUUUAUACA